Triticum dicoccoides is the source of this 2803-nucleotide messenger RNA. RefSeq lists its product as uncharacterized. The transcript has 6 exons. The coding region runs from base 1154 to 1585 and encodes 143 amino acids. NCBI's taxonomy places the organism in Eukaryota, Viridiplantae, Streptophyta, Magnoliopsida, Poales, Poaceae. The record is from RefSeq and is a predicted model, not a curated record.
CUCCCUCGUCCCCUCUCUCGCCGCCGCACCCAAACCCUAACUCCACUCCUCUCCCCUCUCUCUCCCGAUUCAGAUGCACUCCUCGCAGCCGCCACCCCAAUUUAGCCGAUCCCACAGCCAGCGCCCGCACGCCACCACCCGCUCCUCCUCGCCUUCCAGAUCGCGCCGCCACCUCCCUCCCCAUCCCCUCCUAGAUCUCUCCCUCGGUGAGCCACCGGCGAGCCCCUCUACUGCCCGCGCACACACAACCUCGGCUCCUGCUGCUCUCCAUCGACCCCGAUGCUCCUGCUCCAGUCGGCAUCUGGCGGAGCAUCGCCACUCCGACCCCCUCCCUUCCCCACCCGCUCCUCUCGAUCCCGUCCCCUUCCUCCCUGUCGUCUUCUCCUUACGACGCCCCACCCUCCACCAGGCCCUCCGCCAGCCCGAGCCCCUCGCUCCCUUCUCCACCAGGCCCUCCACCUUCGCUCGACUUGACCAUGUCGUCGUGGGGGAUGGGGUAGUUGGGCUCAUGGCCGAGCUCGACAAGGUGGAGCUCGUGCGCGCCCACGACGAUCCUGAGCGCAACGCCGGCUUCUGCUUCCUCUACUACGCGGACACCGAGGCCGCGGUGGAGCGCGCGGCGUAGGUCGACGGCGUAGGUCGCGGGCGUGGCGGAGCCCAUCCAUCCACCCAUCUUCCCCAAAGUUUCCUUCGACAAGUAGCAGCAGCGGAAGGCCAUGGCCACGAACGUGCAGAUGGGCGGCGGCUCUCGCUCAUCAACAACACCUUCUACUCCAACAAGGAGAUCUUCCUCCGCGAGCUCAUCUCCAACUCGUCAGAUGCGCUUGACAAGAUCCGGCUCGAGAGCCUGACGGACAAGAGCAAGCUCGACGCCAGCCGGAGCUCUUCAUCCGCCUCAUCCCCGAUAAGCCCAACAAGACGCUCUCCAUCAUCGACAGGGCGUCGGCAUGACAAAAUCAGGAACGUCACUGGAUUCUGGAAUCUGACCGAGAUCCCGCCGGAGCUCUUCAACUCAAUGGAGUUGGUCUCUCUGUGAGUCAUGGCAUUGGUGUCUAUUGCUGUGCAAACUGCUUACACUAGGCAAUGCGAGAAUUAAACAACCUAGUAGAGGACAAUGAGCAAUGUCGCUUGAUGAGUUGAUGUCGUUCAUGAUAUGAUGUUCUGUAUGCAGAUCAAUGUGCCUAACAAUAACCAGCAGUUCAUCAGCAUCCUGACUGGCCAUGUUAACUCCGCGUCCUACUUCUCGAUGGACGCUGCAUCCUUCCCCAGCAGGCUGCCAAUGGCUGCGUGCCUGCGCCCUGCUGCUUCUGCGCCGGUGCCGGCCACCACGCCCAAUCGCCACGGCCAGCGGCAGCAGUCUCCUCGGCGGACGGCAGUGUGCAAGUGUGCACCCUGGCACUGGGGACUAGAGACGUGCAACAUAGAAGGCCAGCAGCUAAGAGCUGAGCAGCUAUACACAGAGCCGGAGGUGUCGGAGCAACAGCGAGCAACGGACCUUUUCUCGCAGAAGGUGCAGAGGUCGUCGUUCAGCACGUCGGACAAAGUUCUUCAGCUGUCGGACGAGGUGGAGGCACGCUUCCUGUAGCACUUCGCGGGUAAAGACUCGAGGUGCAGGUGACAUCUAUUAUUCUCACUUAGGCGAAUCUGAAAUUUUGUGAGAAUGCAACCUUUUGGGAAUUCUGGACUUCUCUUUUGCGCUAAUACAAUGAUAUUAGAUGUCUGUUGGUUGCUAUAUAUGGGUAAGACGAAUUGAAUUGAGUCCUGAUGUUUUCUUUUUGAUGUACGCACACAAAUGAUUGUCAUUCAUGAACAGGAAGCAACCAUACUAGUUCCUACCUGUGUUCCAGAUAUUGUUGUACGUAUUAUUUACUGUUGUACAUAUACACAACCUAUUGUUGACGUAUCACUUCGAGAGAUAUUAUGUGCUCUCAGACUAUCAUUGCAUUGCGUGCUGUUCCUGCAUACCUGUAUCUCAAGCAUUGCACAUUUGUGUUUGUUUAGGCGGACAACUACCCGUAUAAUAUGCAAACAACAACAAAGCUAGUGAUGCUAUGCUAAGAUUAAUGUGUACUUGUCAAACUCAAGAUUACGCAUGUUAAAAGUUUGAAAUGUCUUUUAAAAAAAUAAAUUGAAAGAGUCCUUCUAGCUUGUGUAGGUGUCUUGCGAUCCUGUUCUAAUUAAUGUAUACAGUGCAAGCUCUUGUUUUUGUCUAAAUGCAUGCACAUAAGUUCAAUUACCUUCUGAAAAAUACUUGAUGCACUUUUUUUUUCGUUUCUCAAAUACAAAAUAGCUUGCUCCUUCUAGUUGUGGCAUCCCCAUUUUUAAUCUUUAUGAUGUUGUUCCUCACUAGUAUUCACUAUUAACUAUGCCUCGUUUUGAUUGUUCUAUUGUUAUUUAUGCCAAAAGGUUAACAUGUUGGAAUUUAUUUUGUUCUUGACCAUUUUGUUUUAUAACAUGCAGAUGGUGGUCUCUAUUCAUGUUUCGUUGUGAGCUCCAGCAUGAAGAAGUUGGAAGAAGCAAUGCAUGAUGGAUCUAGGAGCAGUAUAACGCUGAUUUGUGAACUUGUUGUAAUGCUAAUUCAGGUUGUAAUGCUGAUUGUAUGUGUCAUCCUUCAUUGUACACUUGUGGAGCUUCUUAUAUGAUUGUAAACUUGAUGCUGAUCACAUUGUAUGUGUGUUAUAUGAUCUAGCACUUUGAUGGUUGAUAACAUUUGAAGUAUUUCAUGUGUUUUCUAUGUGCCAAUUUAAAUACCAGGUAUUUAUUUGCAUGAAAAAAAAAUGAAGAAUAUUGCCUUGACAGCUAG